This is a messenger RNA of Fopius arisanus, 2113 nucleotides long. Its product is annotated as somatomedin-B and thrombospondin type-1 domain-containing protein. NCBI's taxonomy places the organism in Eukaryota, Metazoa, Arthropoda, Insecta, Hymenoptera, Braconidae. The record is from RefSeq and is a predicted model, not a curated record. Bases 807 to 1655 code for a protein of 282 amino acids. The transcript is spliced from 5 exons.
CCGGUCAGACUCAUUAAUCCAUAAUUAAUUUCUUUUUAAUAAAAAUAAUCAAUCAAACCGCCAACAUUUCCCGUGGAACCACGUGUUGCAGAAUAACUUAUUAUGAAGAAAUUAUCAGGAAGCAAUCGAAAAUCCCAAUUCGAUUAAUUUUUUUACUCAAACCCAUGAUCUCGCAAUCAUCGAUUCACCUUCAAAUGUAUCGAUUGAAUCAACGAAAUCCACUUGAAUAAUUGAAUUGAUAAAUCAAGUAUUUCAUUGAUUGUAUGACACGGAUUUCAUGAACCAAAAUGAAAUAUUGCAUUUUUUAAUUAGCCGCGAAGAUUGAGGGGAAAAUUAGAAAGACUGUGGGUUAGAUAGUCCAGUAGAAUCGUCCGGAGAUAGAUUAGCUAAUGAAUUCAGCUAAUGGUGUUAUUGACGAGUGCAGGGUGUAACGAAAGUAAGUGGUGGGGUUGUCUCAGUGAGAAAGCUUUGGCUCUUAACAGACUGUCCACAACCGGGAAGCCGCAGUUGGAGACGCGUUGGCCUUCGACAUCGUGGUCAUUCUCACCGGGACUAUCAGCCGGUCAUCGAACCGCUCUGAAUCCUCUAAAAUCCCCCAAUCCAGCCCUCCAAAAAAUGUAAAAACAAUCCAACGUGAAAGAAUUCAUUAAUUUCCUGUUUUUCAUUCGUCAAUUAUCCCAAUUGUCAUUAUCACCUACACAGUUUACUCUGCCAUUAAUUUCGCUGUUGUGUGCACAGCCAAUCGGUUAAUCAAUCGGUCAAACCAGCGAUCAAUUAAUUCAUCGUGUGUGAUUUUCAUUGACAAUAUGAAUCGCGUGAGAUCACUGGGAAUGUUUUUUGUUAUUGCACUUUGUUGGGUGGCGGGUGGUGUUGAGGCUGGAAGCUGUCGCGAAUCGAGUCUCUGCUGCUCUGGCAAGGAUUCCGCGUGUGUCGUGCAAAAAGUUUCGAUAAAUUCAGCGUCACAGGGACUCACGGAUAAGCCAUGUUACUGUGAUCAUGCGUGUCUGAAGUUGGGAGACUGCUGCAGUGAUUUCAAAGAGGCUUGUGGGGUUUUAGACUGCAUUGUCUCAGGAUGGGGUCAAUGGUCAGCUUGCGACAGCGAUUGUGGUCCUGGUGCUCAGUCUCGUUCGAGAAUUGUCGAGCGAGAACCGGAAAAUGGAGGGAAGCAUUGCCCCCAGCUGGUGCAACAUCGCGGAUGUCAAGGAGUUAAAUGCCACAAGCGAAAUCCAAAAAGUGCACUCAAAGAAGUGGCGCUACUUCUGCCAGCAGAGCUGAGUGAGAUGCGUCACAUUAAUGACAGUAAUGACAUCAGAACGAAUCUACGAUUGCGUUACAAAGACAAUUCUGCGUAUGACGCCUCCAAAGAAUACUGUGUGACAUUCACCGUAACCAAGGCAUCAAAAGCAUGUGUCAAAGAAUCCGGACUCUCAGAGCUAUCAGAAGGCUCGAGGGUAUGUGUGCGCUGUCAGACCCAGGCACUACGUCGUGUUCUCGAUUGGCGAUGUGAAGGUGACGGUGGUACCGAGGCAAUGAUUACCAGAUGGAGCAUACUUUCUACACCCCACUGUCACGGAAAAUGGCUUCGUACUAAAAAAACUGGACCCGAGUGUGAUGCCUCAUUGUGUCAGCCCAAGCCGCAUUUCAUCUUCGUCUGAGCCCCAUUACUUCUCUUUUCCGCCCAUUUUUAUUCAGCAGCAACAUUAUAACUACCGUGAGAUGCAGGAGGUUAAUUACUUUCUAAGGAGCAUGCUAAAAAGCAGAACAAAGUGUCCACGUCUAAUUCAAAUUGCCUCUUCCCCGGUGCACAAGUUGAUAAAUCAUUACAAUGGCAUUUUCAUUAAAUUCCUUCAGCGCACUCACAGAGAAAACUUCUUGACAAGAUUAACUCGAUGCAAUAAAAUAUUCUAUUGUCAAUUUUUCCAAUUGUCAUAUGAUCAUAUGAUGGUCAAUUUUGCUUUAGCGCACUGAUCUUGUCGAGUUGAAGUAAUAAAUGCUGUGGUGACGAGACAGUUUGGAUGAUUGAUGAUAGCAGGUAUAUUUGUAAGUUAUUUUAUAAAUUGAGUCCACAUAUCAAAGAAUGUAUUUUUUAGCCAAUAAGCAAUAAAGUCAUACG